Molecule: messenger RNA, 1002 nt
Organism: Scylla paramamosain (green mud crab)
Lineage: Eukaryota; Metazoa; Arthropoda; Malacostraca; Decapoda; Portunidae
Exons: 1
Coding region: 1-1002 (333 amino acids)
Molecular function (GO): nucleic acid binding; zinc ion binding
Source: RefSeq, a predicted model, not a curated record
AUGGCUCAGAGUGUAACAGGUUAUGGGCCCAGGAACAGACUGUAUUUUGACGGUGAUGAGCGCAAGUACGAGUUAUGGGAAGUGAAGUUUUUGGGCUACAUGCGGCUACAGAAACUGCAUAAUGUGAUUGAUCCUCCUGCAUCAAGUACGACUGCUGCAGACGUUACCAAAAAUGCCGAGGCAUUUGCGGAGUUGAUUCAGUUCCUGGAUGACCGUAGUCUAUCCCUUGUGAUGCGUGAUGCGAAGGACGAUGGACGUGAGGCACUGAGGAUUUUACGGGAACACUACUUAUCGAAAGGUAAACCCAAGGUCAUAUCACUGUACACGGAGCUCACAACGUUGCUUAAGGGAGAAAACGAGAGUGUUACAGACUAUGUGAUUCGAGCCGAGACGGCGGCAACUGCACUUAAAACGUCUGGUGAAACUAUUAGUGACAGCUUGUUGGUGGCAAUGGUGCUUAAGGGUUUACCUACGGAAUUCAAGCCAUUUAUGACUGUAAUUACACAAAGAGAAAAGGCAUUGACAUUUGCUGAGUUCAAGGUGUCUCUCAGAAGUUUCGAGGAGACAGAGAAGUCGUGCGGCGACAAAAGUGACAGUGACAGAGUGAUGAGGAUAGAGUCUCGUAAAUUCAGUGGUACGUGUUUCAAGUGCGGUCUUCAGGGUCACAAAUCGGUCGACUGCCGUGUCUCUAGACCGAACCAGACUUUAAGAAGAUGGUGUGAGAACUGCAGGAAUAACUCCCACGAUACGAAGUUUUGUUGGAAGAGUUCGGGGGGUAACAGUGGUAAAGACUCUGCCAGGAACGUAAAAGAUUAUAGUGAUGAUUAUGACAGUCAGAGCCACAGUUUUGUGUUUAAAGUGGGGCUUCGGAGAUCAGAGACUGAAUCAUGUGUUGUGGUUAACAAGUUAAUGGUGGACUGUGGUGCAACUACUCAUAUAAUCAAUGAUGACUCCAAAUUUGUGUGUUUUGACAAGCAAUUUGAUCCUGAGACAUUUUAUUGA